Molecule: messenger RNA, 2726 nt
Organism: Halichondria panicea
Lineage: Eukaryota; Metazoa; Porifera; Demospongiae; Suberitida; Halichondriidae
Exons: 3
Coding region: 165-2495 (776 amino acids)
Biological process (GO): proteolysis; regulation of apoptotic process
Molecular function (GO): cysteine-type endopeptidase activity; protein binding
Source: RefSeq, a predicted model, not a curated record
GGCCUAAUAAUAGAUCUAACCCCUCCCACAUGCAUGCGAUGCAAAGCAGCCUCUAUUAUUUAUUUAUUGAAACUCCUGAUCUCUUAGCAUAUUGAAACCUAAAGCUUUCUGCUGUCUCAUGCUGGAUUUUCCCUAACCUGUCAAAAUAAGAUUCUAGUCGCAGGAUGAGUAAUUUCCGAGUGGCACUGUUGCGUGUCAGCGAACAGCUAACCAACCAACAACUGGAAUUUCUCAAGUUUCUAAGUCGGCCCAUCCUCACUAACUCGCGUAUUGACAGAAUUCGAUCAUCUCUCGAUCUCUUUAAUGCACUAGAGGAGAGAGGUAGACUCUCAGCAGAAAACACGGCCUUCCUACACCGAAUGCUAGAGAGCACCGGUUAUAAUGAAGCACGUAGACAACUUAUUGAAUUUCCCCCUACUAGACCAGUAGAGAUUGAUCAAAAUUUCCUCUUCUACGAGUGUCUUCUAAGGAUUGCCAUGGAUUUAGAAUCGGGCGAAUUUGACAAUAUGAAGUACUACUUCAAAGACCAGCUCAAGCAGAAUGUUCAGAGGAUCUACACGGCCACAGAACUGUUCCAACUCCUUAUUCAGAGGCAGAUUAUCCGGAAUACUGAUUUGAAGCAGCUCUAUAAUGCCCUUAUUACAGCUGGUCGUGUAGAUCUGUGCGAUAAGGUGAAUCAGUACAUGCUGCAAGUUCAAAGACAACCUUACCAACAGCUCACAGGUGGUGCUGUCCCCAACAGCCUGUACACUGGUGAUCAACAACAACAACUGGGUCAACCAAUGCAAGAGACUCCACUGAACGAAUCAAAUCCUCACCUAUCUCGUAUCGAUAGCUACUCCUCCUCCUCAUCCCUCUCACCCCUCUCCCCUGUCAGCAGAGCAGGGUCCGGGGCGUCCACCCUGGGAUCCAUGGGAGUGCCUGAUAUUACCUCUCCACCCUCUGGUGUUGGGAGCCUCCCUAGCCAACCGAGUAUGGACUCAUCACAGCACCAAUUCAUUGCCAGUAAUGGACAAUCCUUCACAGCAAACAGAAGACAGUUAUCACCUGCACAUCAAGGGAAUGCAGUAGUGAACAAUGGAGUACAGCAUAUUCCUCAGAAUAACCCACAGCCCAUGUAUGGACAACGUUCUACACAAGACGACACGCGUUACCAAGGUGUACACCCUGAGAGUCAACAGUAUUAUUCGCAAUCUACAGGCCAGCCGUCACAGACAAAUUAUGGAGUCAUAAACCCAAACACACAACAGUCCAAUUAUGGACAUCAACACCCGGAGAGCCAGCCGUCCUAUCCUGUUCACCCAGUGAGUCAGCCAUCCUAUCCUGUGAGUCACCCAUACUAUCCUGUACAAUCCCCGCCUUCUACACAAAGUCCCGCGUUUCAUGUCGGAGAAGAACCUUUGCAGUAUUCACAACCUCCGUAUUUGGCUGCUGUUUUCAACAUGGAAGAGGAGAAACAACAGCAAUCUCGGAAUCAGCAACUGCAGUCCGAACUCGCACGUAAAGACAGUGAACUAAGAAUGAAAGAAGACAAUAUCAUGCAGUACCAAACCCAACUCAUGGGCAUGCAAGCAAGAAUCAACUCUGUGGCCGAUCAGCACCAGGGCAAAGAGAGAGAGUACGAACAAAAGAUCUCUGAACUUGAAACGCUUUUGAAGCGGAUGACAAAUGAAGCUGAGCUGCAGAGAAAAGAAAUGCAAACUGUCCACCAACAGUUGCAAGUUGCCAACCCACAGUCGGCACAAGACGAUGACGACUAUUACAAAAUGAGUCGAAGUCCCCACGGUGUUUGCUUAAUCGUUAACAACUACGAAUUCCACCAUUCUGACCCUGACAAACAACACCCUCGCAGAAAUGGAGCAGAUGUUGACGUACACAACCUUACACAGACCUUCAAAUACCUUCGUUACAAAGUUGAAGUCAUGGAAAAUCUAUCCUCCACUCAAAUGAAAGAAGAAUUGCUCCGUAUGGCCAACCGAAGCCACGCCCAGUACGACAGUUUCAUAUGUUGCAUUCUGACCCACGGGGAGCAAGGUGUCGUACACGGAUCAGAUUGUGAAGCUGUUAACUUGAACGAUCUAGCUGGAGUCAUGAAGAUGUGUCCCUCUCUCUUCGGAAAGCCAAAGCUGUUUUUCGUACAAGCCUGUCGGGGAGACCAAGAGACCAAAGGAUUUGACCUCCCUGAACGUGACACAGGGGGUGGUCCUUAUCAUAACACGAUCCCACAAGAGGCCGACUUCUAUUUUGGAUUUGCCACACCCACAGGAAGCUCUGCAUAUCGUAGUCGUCGCUAUGGUUCGUGGUUCAUAUCUGAAGUAUGCCAAGUGUUUAUCAAGCAUUCGUAUACGCACGACCUCGGGGCCAUGAUGGUAAAGGUCAACAAAAGGGUGUCUGAUGCGUACACCAAGGACGGGUACAAGCAAGCACCUGAGUCUGUGAAUCGUCUUCGAUUUCAAGUUCACUUCUUCCGAUUUAUCAAAGGCAUUGGCCAUUGAACUAACUGUGUAGAGUCUGUGUGCAUAGAGCGUACCAAGUAUUGUUGUAUGUGGCAUGUUUAUAUAAUUACUCAAUAUAUAUAUAUUUUUUGUGUUCUAGCUGUAUCUCACUUUAAUUUUUUGGCACUUACAUAAUUAUUACUAUAAAAUUACUAUGAUUGUAUGAUUAUCCCUCGUUUGUUUUCCAUUGAAACAAUUUUUAUCGAAAAAAAAAAUUAAUGUUUGAAUUAG